AUGCAGGCAUUACGGGUCGUUUCAUCGCUAGCUGUUCCGUACGUUAUUUAACGUUUAUCUUUUCUCCCCUUAUAUCUUCGUUUAACUUCAUACGUACAUUUCGAAACGUUAUGACAGUUUACUUUUUCCGAUUUCCCUUUGAGAGGCAGGAUCCAGUGUGGUGCAUUAGAGUGGAUUCAGUCUCUUUAUCAGUGAAAUCCACCUUUUGAACUUCAGACGAGAUCACUGUUUGCGUAAUGUUUCCUCAUGCUGCAGUGGGCGCCUAAUGUAGUAUACUUUGUCUGGUUCGUCUCCCGUCGCAUCGUUGCCGUCCCUUAUCUUGCCCUAUGCGACGACGUUGGAGCUUGACCAAAUGUUCUACCCUUUGCUUUGUUAUUUUACUUGCAGUAAAUCCCAUUGAAUCGUCAGGCUACGAAUUCAUGCUAUAUCCAUACCCUGCCUUUUAGAUCAAGGUACCUUUCUCCCUUCCGUAUUCUUUUUACACAAACGUGGAUGUUAUUUUGGGAUUACUUUGAGACGUAGUACCCAAAGAUACCCCGAGCUUGAUACGUUUUUUUGUGGUGGGCUUCCCAGAUAGUGUUCUGCCUUGCAAAUUCAGUUAUAGUAUGUUUAGCUUGAUUUUCUAUGUAAUGCUGCUAACGGACUUGUUAGUUCCCAACAGGUCCGAGAAUCCGCAAAUAAAGGGAUGAUCUGACAACCGGCUGGUGGACAUUUAGUUGGUUUAUAGGGAGCAAUAUUGACAACGAACGGUGAUGCCAGAGAAUUAGAUGUGAGACAGUGCAUCGUCCAUAGAAUUCAUCAGCGUGGUGACAGUUCCUUAGAACUAAUAAAUCACUCGGACUUUGCCUUAAAAGUGAGCAUCUGGAUGGCGUUACCACUAGGAAGAAUCUCGUUUAUACCCUUUUCCUCUGGACUACACGAACAUUUGUGUGUUAUCCCCUGGACUUGGGACCCAGUCGAGUGAACGUUAUUUCCGAUCAAAAGGGGGCAAGCGGCCGAGAUUUCAGUCAUCCACACUGACUUAAAAUAUUCAAAACGUAUUACUGCAAUUUCCUUCUCUAACGGAAACCUAAGAGUCAGUUUAUCUUCAGAGGUCCGUGCGGGUCGUUUUAAAUAUAACUGCGCCAUGGCUGGUACUGUCUGCCAGUUCUACUGCCUACUCAGUCUGUGGCCUAUGUCUGAAGUGCACUUACCACCAAAAAUACGUUUUAUGUUCCAGCCAGCUUUUUGUUUUUAUUAUGUUCAAUACCGUUUUUGUCACACCACACCCACCUGACGUUCUUCUUAUUCAUCAUAUCGCUUGGCACUCUGCUUUCUUUGGCAUUCUAUGGUGACAUACUUUCUGGCAAAUAGGUUCCGGGGUUCUGUUGGAUUUCUAGGAGUUGAACUGCUAGUUUUUAUUUGUGUCUAUUGCGAAUACAUGUCAAGCCUUUUCAGUAUGUUAACGGUUUUCCUCGUCGGAUGUUGAUUUACGUCUUUAUUACAAAUGCACAAUUUGACUAAAUGGGCUAUGCAUUACCUUUCUCGGUCAUGACUCCAUCGGCGAGGAGUAAAGUUGGUCCUAAUAAAGCAAAUAAGGGACAACGGUAGGACCUUACGACAAACUGUCGAAGUUCGCAUUUCAUGCAAUACCGUUCCCUACCGUCUCGUUUAAAUGACUCCACACUCUCACUGCCUUAAUGUAGAGAUACGACGUUUACACCACGGUAACUCCCAUUCUCCAAGUUUCAUACUUCCUUUCCAAGUUUUUUUUGACUGAAUAACAACAUAUCCAAGUCAACAUUUUUUAAUGCAUAGAAUCCAAGCUCGGGGGAUGGCUACAUUAAAGGAUGUUGCAGUCCAGUUGAAGUCUAUCAAAAACAUUCAGAAGAUUACAGCCUCAAUGAAAAUGGUUGCCUCAGCUAAGUUCGCUAGAGCCGAUCGUGAACUACGACGAGCCAUCCCGUACGGCUCUGGAGCGGCCGGUAUUACUUUUACGUCCCGAAAGUCUACUAUUUCUUAGCUUUUUACGAAAAGGCUGGGCUGACGAAACAAGAGGAUCAGGCGCCACCACAAGGACACCUCAUUAUUGCGAUUACAUCUGAUCGAGGUUUAUGUGGUGCUGCCAACAGCACUAUCGGCAAGGUAAGUGGGACAUAUUAUCAAUCUGUCAUCCCCUCAGGCCAUCCGCGAAGUCAUAGCUAACGAGCCCGUAAAAGGCAGCACUAAAUUGGUGCUAAUCGGUGACAAAGUGCGUCUUAUGCUUGCCCGACAGCACUCCGAUCGUUUUUUGCUGAGCUUCACCGAUGUGGGCAAGAAACCCCCCUCCUUUGAGGAUGCUUCCAUAAUUGCACAGGCCCUGAUCGACAGCGGCUUCGAAUUUGACAAGGCUUCUCUCUUCUACAAUAAGUUCAAGUCCGUCGUUGCCUACACAACCACCAUCCAGCCGAUUUUCGGUCUAGAAAAGAUUCAACAGUCCGCAUCCCUCGCUGUCUACGACUCCGUAGACGAUGAAGUACUAAAGAGCUACAAUGAAUUUCUCCUCUCGUCCCUUAUUUUCUAUGCUCUGAAGGAGGCUGCGGCCAGUGAACAAUCAGCCCGGAUGACAGCCAUGGAGUCCGCAACCAAGAACGCAGGUAGGCUCUAUAGUUUCCUUCUUUCACCACUCCCUCUCGUUUAGGUGAAAUGAUAGACAAACUGACCAUAACUUUCAACCGAACUCGCCAAGCCGUGAUCACAAAGGAGCUUAUCGAAAUAAUUUCGGGGGCUUCAGCUCUAUGA
Messenger RNA from Spirometra erinaceieuropaei, 2760 nucleotides. The record is from the annotation of a GenBank genome assembly. Lineage: Eukaryota; Metazoa; Platyhelminthes; Cestoda; Diphyllobothriidea; Diphyllobothriidae.